Messenger RNA from Drosophila miranda, 1124 nucleotides. RefSeq lists its product as uncharacterized. Gene Ontology annotation, biological process: negative regulation of transcription by RNA polymerase II; chromatin organization. Lineage: Eukaryota; Metazoa; Arthropoda; Insecta; Diptera; Drosophilidae. The transcript has 2 exons. Gene Ontology annotation, cellular component: pericentric heterochromatin. Gene Ontology annotation, molecular function: chromatin binding. The coding region runs from base 165 to 1109 and encodes 314 amino acids. The record is from RefSeq and is a predicted model, not a curated record.
UAAUAAUUUGAUAAUAAUAAAAUAGGACGAGUUGACAGCACUGAUCGUCAUCGGACCAGCUGAUUGUUUGCAACGAUAUGUGUAUAUGUAAAUAUAUUUUGAGUAAGUUGGCAGGACCAUCAGUGCAAGAUAUAAUUCGUGAAAUUCCGCAAUAUUCAUAAAAAAUGAAAAAUACAAAAAAGAAAACGCCCAAUUCAAAAACUCCCAAUGCCAUGAAUAUUGAAAAAGAAUACUUCGCUGAAAAAAUCCAAGGAAAGCGCUUCUUCCAAGGAGAAACGCAGUAUUUUGUUAAAUGGAAGGGCUUUGGGCCAGAGAGCAGCACGUGGGAGCCAAUGCAGAACCUUGGGAACUGCAUCCAUCUGUUGGCCCAAUAUGAAAACGAUGUCUACUAUAAUAGUUGCAGCAAACCGGAAGACCAAAAGCCUAUUCAAAUCUACGAUUGGAAUAAAAAAUGUGUCCAGCUGAGCGAAUCCAGUGCCGACGAAACAUCGCCGGCUUUUGAACCAGUAACCCCACCAAAAAGUCAAAGGGUGUUGUCAGCCACAUCCUCCUCCUUCUCCUCCUCUUCCUCCUCCUCUUCCUCCUCCUCUUCCUCCUCCUCUUCCACCUCAGCCACCUCUUCACAGUCAACCUCUUCGCUUUCCCAACCCCAACCAGAUCCAGUUCUGCCUACCAAGCAAACCAAACCCCCACCACAACCAUAUCUCCCUACCAAUAAAAAAAAAGUAAAGUUCGGCGACAGACUGGAUGCUGCAAAGAAGCAUAAGAAAGACGCAGAGAGGAAGCUAUCUACGACCACCGAAAAUACUCACCUCAAUAGCUCCCUUGAGGGUGACGAGGACUGUAGUACUUCAGAGGAUGAGGAGGAUGAACAGGAUGAAAUUUCUGGCUUAGAGCUUGGGCUCAAGCUGGAAAGCGUGAUCCACAAAUUUCAAGUGAGAGAUGAUUUGUAUCUAGUCGUAAGGUGGAUUGGCCGCGAUGAGCUUGAUAUGGUCCAUAUCGAUGAAAUAAAAGAUUUAUAUUCACAUGAAAUAAAUCAAUAUUUCCAGACUAUUCAACGGAUCAAUGAUGACCUGGUGAGUUCUGUGUCUGUCUGUUUGCGUGUGUAGAUUUAGUUUAACCUG